CUGACGGGUUCAAAAUGGCGGCGGCUGCUUCAGCGGCUCCUCCUGUGUGAGGGAAACAACACCCCUCCCCGGCAUCAGCGGCGGCAGCAGCGGCGGCUGCGGCUCGCAGAGCACCUUUCCAGCGGCUGGGCCUGUCGCCGCUCUGUCUAUUCUGGGCAAGGGGCGCACCGGGAGGAGGAGCAACGCCAGGGGGCCCAUCCCCCGGAAUCCCUUCUCUGCGACUGGGGAGUAACCGGGGGCUCGUCUCGCAGCGCGGAGCCCGGGCUGAGGGGGAGACGCGAGGGGAGCCCGGGCCCCCAGCCCGGCGCGCCUUGCCGCUCCCGCCCUCUCUGCCCCCCGGGGCCGGGGCCCGCGUUCCGGGGGGCCGGGGCGGCGCGGGGAGCCUCGGGCCGGCCGGUCUCAGCUGAUCGGCCGCCGAUCUCGGGCUCCGGAGACGGUCAGGCGGCUGCUGGCCGCGGGCACGGCGAGGAGGGUGCUUCCCGCGGCCGGGGCCGGCCCGGGUCUCGGGCUCCGGCUGCUGACCGCUGGCCCGGGGGAGGCGGGGGCGCCCCGGGCUCGGCGCCGAGGGGUCGCGCUCCCCUCUCCUGACGCCUCCGACUCCCGGUCUCCAAAGCCAGAAGAGGAGGUUUGAUUCAGCAACUGUUUCCUCUCUUUUCCGGGUCGCUCUGACCCUCUCUGGAUACUGGGUUGAUCCACGGAAAAAAACGAAGGAAGACGACGUUUGGGAUUUAAUUUUUUCUCUCAGUUUUUGGAAUCUUUUACUUCUCUUUUGGUCAAGAACUCAAGAGCAAAACCCCCGUGUUGCAAUCAAUCUGGUUCCUAAGGAGGAAGAAGGCAGCCCUGGAGUGGUUUCUUUACAGUAAUUUCAACAGAAGAGUGAGAGAUGGAACCCGAAGAAGAAAGGAUUCGUUACAGCCAGAGAUUGCGUGGUACCAUGCGACGACGUUAUGAAGAUGAUGGCAUUUCAGAUGAUGAAAUUGAAGGGAAAAGAACUUUUGACUUGGAAGAGAAACUUCACACCAAUAAAUAUAAUGCAAAUUUUGUUACUUUUAUGGAGGGAAAAGUGCCAUUCACACACUACCAUCCCCAAAUCCUCCCACCCUAUUUUAAUGUGGAGUAUAUCCAGCGGGGUGGCUUAAGAGACCCUCUGAUUUUCAAGAAUUCUGAUGGACUUGGAAUAAAGAUGCCAGAUCCAGACUUCACUGUGAAUGAUGUCAAAAUGUGUGUGGGGAGUCGUCGCAUGGUGGAUGUCAUGGAUGUGAACACACAGAAAGGUAUUGAAAUGACGAUGGCUCAGUGGACACGCUACUAUGAGACCCCAGAGGAGGAGCGAGAAAAACUCUAUAAUGUCAUCAGCCUAGAGUUUAGCCACACCAGGCUGGAGAACAUGGUGCAGAGGCCCUCCACGGUGGAUUUCAUUGACUGGGUAGACAACAUGUGGCCAAGGCAUUUGAAGGAAAGUCAGACUGAAUCAACAAAUGCCAUCUUGGAGAUGCAGUACCCUAAAGUGCAGAAGUACUGUCUAAUGAGUGUUCGAGGCUGCUAUACUGACUUCCAUGUCGACUUUGGUGGUACCUCUGUCUGGUAUCACAUCCAUCAAGGGGGAAAGGUCUUCUGGCUCAUCCCCCCUACAGCCCACAACCUGGAGCUGUACGAGAAUUGGCUGCUGUCAGGGAAACAGGGAGACAUCUUUCUGGGUGACCGGGUGUCAGAUUGCCAGCGCAUUGAGCUCAAGCAGGGCUAUACCUUCGUCAUUCCCUCAGGCUGGAUUCAUGCUGUGUAUACUCCUACAGACACGUUAGUGUUUGGAGGCAAUUUUUUGCACAGUUUCAAUAUCCCCAUGCAGUUAAAAAUAUACAACAUUGAAGAUCGGACACGGGUUCCAAAUAAGUUUCGCUAUCCAUUCUACUAUGAGAUGUGUUGGUAUGUGUUGGAGCGCUAUGUGUACUGCAUAACCAACCGCUCCCACCUAACCAAGGAAUUUCAGAAAGAGUCCCUCAGCAUGGAUUUGGAGUUAAAUGGGUUGGAAUCUGGAAAUGGAGAUGAAGAAGCAGUGGAUCGAGAACCCCGGCGCUUGAGCAGUAGGCGUUCUGUCCUCACUAGCCCUGUAGCCAAUGGGGUCAACCUGGAUUAUGAUGGACUGGGCAAAACUUGCCGAAGUCUUCCAAGUCUGAAGAAAAGCUUGUCUGGAGACUCAUCAUCUGACUCUAGCCGGGGCUCUCACAAUGGCCAAGUGUGGGAUCCCCAGUGUAGUCCCCGAAAGGACAGGCAGGUGCAUCUCACCCAUUUUGAGCUUGAAGGCCUUCGCUGCCUUGUGGACAAGUUGGAGUCUCUGCCACUGCACAAGAAAUGUGUCCCUACAGGGAUAGAAGAUGAAGAUGCUCUCAUUGCUGAUGUAAAGGUUUUGCUGGAGGAGCUUGCCAACAGUGAUCCCAAGUUAGCCCUCACUGGAGUCCCUAUAGUACAGUGGCCAAAAAGGGAUAAGCUUAAAUUCCCCACCCGGCCAAAGGUGCGGGUUCCUACCAUCCCCAUCACAAAGCCUCACACUAUGAAACCAGCUCCACGGUUAACACCUGUGAGGCCAGCUGCUGCCUCCCCCAUAGUGUCUGGAGCCCGGCGGAGACGAGUACGAUGUCGAAAGUGCAAAGCCUGUGUGCAAGGAGAAUGUGGUGUGUGCCACUACUGCAGGGACAUGAAGAAGUUUGGAGGGCCUGGUCGUAUGAAGCAGUCCUGUGUCCUCCGGCAGUGCUUGGCACCCAGACUGCCUCACUCAGUCACAUGCUCCCUCUGUGGAGAAGUGGAUCAAAAUGAGGAGACACAGGACUUUGAAAAGAAACUCAUGGAAUGCUGUAUCUGCAAUGAGAUUGUUCAUCCUGGCUGCCUCCAGAUGGAUGGAGAGGGGUUGCUUAACGAGGAAUUGCCAAAUUGCUGGGAGUGUCCCAAGUGCUACCAGGAGGACAGCUCAGAGAAAGCCCAGAAGCGGAAAAUGGAAGAGAGUGAUGAAGAAGCUGUGCAAGCCAAAGUCCUGCGGCCCCUGCGGAGCUGUGACGAGCCCCUCACACCCCCGCCUCACUCACCCACUUCCAUGCUACAACUCAUCCAUGACCCGGUUUCCCCCCGGGGUAUGGUGACUCGGUCAUCCCCUGGGGCUGGCCCCAGCGACCACCACAGUGCCAGCCGCGAUGAGCGCUUCAAACGGCGGCAGUUGCUGCGGCUACAGGCCACAGAGCGCACCAUGGUACGGGAAAAGGAGAACAAUCCCAGCGGCAAAAAGGAGCUGUCUGAAGUUGAGAAAGCCAAGAUCCGGGGAUCGUACCUCACUGUCACGCUGCAGAGGCCCACCAAAGAGCUCCACGGGACAUCCAUUGUGCCCAAGCUGCAGGCCAUCACGGCCUCCUCUGCCAACCUUCGCCAUUCCCCCCGCGUGCUAGUGCAGCACUGCCCAGCCCGAACCCCCCAGCGUGGGGAUGAGGAGGGGCUGGGGGGAGAGGAAGAGGAGGAGGAGGAGGAGGAGGAGGAAGAUGACAGUGCAGAGGAGGGGGGUGCAGCCAGGCUGAAUGGCCGGGGCAGUUGGGCUCAGGAUGGAGACGAAAGCUGGAUGCAGCGGGAGGUCUGGAUGUCUGUCUUCCGCUACCUCAGCCGCAGAGAACUUUGUGAAUGUAUGCGAGUGUGCAAGACGUGGUAUAAAUGGUGCUGUGACAAGAGACUUUGGACGAAAAUUGACUUGAGUAGGUGUAAGGCUAUUGUACCCCAGGCUCUCAGUGGCAUCAUCAAGAGGCAGCCAGUUAGCCUUGACCUCAGUUGGACCAACAUCUCUAAAAAACAACUGACAUGGCUCGUCAAUAGGCUGCCAGGACUGAAAGACCUUCUCCUAGCCGGCUGUUCCUGGUCUGCAGUCUCUGCCCUUAGCACCUCCAGCUGCCCCCUUCUCAGGACCCUUGAUCUUCGGUGGGCAGUAGGAAUCAAGGACCCUCAGAUUCGGGACUUGCUGACUCCACCUGCUGAUAAGCCAGGUCAGGACAAUCGCAGCAAGCUCCGGAACAUGACGGACUUCCGGCUGGCAGGCCUUGACAUCACAGAUGCCACGCUUCGCCUCAUUAUUCGCCACAUGCCCCUCCUGUCUCGACUCGACCUCAGUCACUGCAGCCACCUGACAGAUCAGUCCUCCAAUCUACUCACUGCUGUCGGGUCUUCCACUCGUUACUCCCUCACAGAGCUCAAUAUGGCAGGUUGCAAUAAAUUGACAGACCAGACCCUGAUCUACCUACGGCGCAUCGCCAAUGUCACCUUGAUCGACCUUCGAGGAUGCAAGCAGAUCACUCGAAAAGCCUGCGAGCACUUCAUCUCAGACUUGUCCAUCAACAGUCUCUACUGUCUGUCUGACGAGAAGCUGAUACAGAAGAUCAGCUAAGACACACCCGGCCCAGACUGAACAGGAAGCCGAUCUUCCCUGACUCCCUAGCCGGGAGAGCUUCUCUCCCUGACCCUGCACAGGCUCUGAGGCCAACGUCACACUCCCUCUCUGCUUUCCUGUCCUUUGAGCCCUUCCCCUAUAGGCGGGGCAGAGAGUGUGGUGGACACCAGGCUUACCUGCCUGCUCCUCUCCCUCCUAAGGAAAAGGGAGUAGCAAAUUGAUCUAAGGGAAAAGCAUAGGCUGUGUGCUGUCAAGGUGCCAGCUCACCUGCACGCUUGCCGCCUGCCUGCCAGGAGGCCAAGCUCUCAGUUGGGUCGUCUGUGCAACUAUCAUCUGUGCUAGGCCCUGGGGCCUUCCUCCCAUCCAUGGUCCCAGCAGUGCCUGGUUCUGAGCAAACUCCCAGGGAGGAAAGCAGCCCUGUCUCCGUGGCCAGGUUCUCCUUUUGGUGCCCAGUGUCUCUCCUCUGUCACACUCUCCCGGCUUAUAUAGGAGGGGCCAGGAGCCCCAGGAAUGCCAGACCCAUACAGAUCACACUGGUGCUGUUGAGGUGUCUAAGACCUCAUCUGUGUCUGUCCUCCCCUCUCCUCCAGUUAGCUUGAUCCUGUCCGAUACACCACGUCAGUUCACAUAAUGAGGCUACCCCACCCUAGACUUUCCUGCCGGUCUCUAAUGAGGUCCUGAGGUCCUUGUUGCACUUAUUGGGGUUGAGGCUCUUCAGAGGAGCUGGAACUGUAUCCCAGGGACACCCCCAUUUUAUUGCUUUCUAAGCAGAUUCUGAGACAGGCAUCAUCUCCUUGUUCCCCCUCCUCCUUUAGCCUCCCACUGCCCUUUUCCAUAUCUUUAUUCCUGCCUGAAUAGGGCUUUCCCAGGAUGCGGGUCCUCAAAGGGAGCAGCCUGUCUGCCCCAGCUCGGGGGAGCAGAGAUCUGGGCCAGGUUUCCACCUGCCUCCCAGCAGGCACCAGGCCUCUAGUGUAGUGUAAUCCCUAGAGCCCAGACCUGUGUUUAGUCCCAGUGGCUCACUGAUCUGGCACCAUUGGGAGGAGGGGGAGCUCCUGCUUAGAAGCCAGUCACCUGCCCUCUGCCUGCGGCCCUGGAAGGGGGUGUGCAUGUGCCUCUGUGUGUGUGGCUGAGUGUAUUACGCGUGUGUGUGGGGAGGGAAGGAGGGGAGCAUGGUGUCUCCUACUUUACCUCCCUGUGUCAAGCCCCAUCAGCUGCCCCCUUUUUCUUUGCAUUGAACGGCCUGUCCAAAGAUCCUCUCUCUAGGGCAGCAGAGAGCUUUUUGCACUUUAAAAAAAAGAAAGAAAGAAAGGUCGGAAUUUCUUUUGGGUCAAUAUUGAAAUGUGUGAGGAGAUGCUCAAUAGCAGCAGCCUGUGGCAAGAGCUUAUAAGUAAGUGAUAGAUGCGGAUUUGCACUCUGCUCUCCCUCCAGAAGGACAGUGAUAGCACAACCUUGCCCGCCUCGUCCUCCAGCCCCAUCCCUUCCUAUCCCCUUUCUGCAUCCCAGUCUCAGGCUCUUCUGAAACUCUAUGGGGGAGGGCAAGGAGCCUAGGCACCUUGAGGAGAGACGCCAACUGCACCCUUGCCACUUCCAAAGCAAUAGAGGCAGAGGGGCCCCCUCUUUGCCACCUAGCCCAGCUUUGACCCUGGCAUUGACUGGCCUAAGAGAAAACUGGGUCCUGGUAGGAGGGGAUGGCAUGGUGUGUUUCUUCCAAUCUGCUGAUUCUCUUGGCUGCACCUUAAAAACAGCAGUCUGCUCCCAUGACCCUCUACCCCUUCCAUUGGUCUCCAGGCCCAGUGACCUGGGGCUGAAACUUUGAGGAAACGCCAGUGACUUAUUCCAGAGUGCCUCAGUUAGGGGAACUUCUCUGUAAAGAACCCUGGGUAUUGAGCAAAAACCUUAUUAAUAUUGUUAAUGAUCUAUAAUUGGAAGCUUCCUGCCUUUUUGGUUGCUCCUGUGGAAAAUACUAAAAAGAUUGUUUUGUUGUCUUUUUAUAAAAGGGGAGGUGGAGAGACCCCUUCAGAGCAGGGAUUGUGCCGGGAGAGUGCCUCUGACUUUGGGACAUUUCAUCCACAGAAAUUUCCAAGCUGAUGGUUUGUUUUGUUUUGGUUUGUAUUUUUGUUUGUUUUGGGUUUGGAAAAAUAAGCAUUUUUACCGUGCACGUAAUUGGUCAACAGAAAAAGGAACCCAGGAGUGGCAGCAGAUGGACCUAUGCCCUUGCUGAGGUUUCCUUUUCUCUGGGACUGUGAGGGGGAAAUGGUUUUCAGAGGUGAGGGAUGGUCCACGUGGAGGAAAGAAAUGUUUCUGUUUGGGGACAGAGGAACCCGGGAGUUCCAUCGCAUUUCCUGCAAUCUGCUCUUAGAUAUCUGCCUUGCCAGGAGAGCCUGCCCUCAGACCACAGGACCACACACCCUGCCUCCAUCUUUCCAAGCACCGGGGCGAAAAACCACAAAGGAAAGGAAGAAAAUUUAUAUAUAUAUAUAUAUAUAAUAUAAAAUCACUUGGUGAUUAAAAAAAUAACUGCUCCAUAAAUAAAACUCCUAAAGUCACUAUGUUUAAA
Messenger RNA from Eptesicus fuscus (big brown bat), 6971 nucleotides. RefSeq names its product lysine demethylase 2A (gene KDM2A). The record is from RefSeq and is a predicted model, not a curated record. NCBI's taxonomy places the organism in Eukaryota, Metazoa, Chordata, Mammalia, Chiroptera, Vespertilionidae. The coding region runs from base 884 to 4411 and encodes 1175 amino acids. Gene Ontology annotation, molecular function: protein binding; zinc ion binding; histone demethylase activity. The transcript is spliced from 22 exons. Gene Ontology annotation, biological process: regulation of transcription by RNA polymerase II; protein demethylation.